GUCGUCUUUGACUUCAAACAUGGCUGCCUCCAGCAGGUGAAACACAACAUCAGCUCACAAGUCUGUAAUGUUUACUUCUCCAGCGCUGUCAUCACAUACUCUCCUCUGAGCUGCCCUCAGUGUACCGUCGGUUCAGACCGGACAUGUCGGAGAAAGAGGCCGGGAAAGGGACGGAGGCUCCCCGGGAGAAAGGGUUCAGGACCCCCGGGCUGAGAGGAGCUCAGACCUCGACCCUGUUCAGAGCUUUCAACCCUGAACUCUUCGUUAAACCUAACAAACCUGUGAUGGCGUUCGGACUGGUGACCAUCACGCUGUGUGUGGGUUACCUGGGCUACAUGCACGCCACGAAAGAGAACGACCAGCAGCUGUAUGAGGCCAUCGACAGCGAAGGAGAGAGAUACAUGAGGAGGAAGACUUCCAAAUGGGACUGAAAACACACACACUCUGAACACUCAGUGUGUGUGUGUGUGUGUGUGAUAUAAGGACUGAGGGAUUAAAGCCAGGCUGGGUUGAAACAAGGACUCCUGUAAAGUUUUCUCUGUGUGCUGUCAUUAAAGUGUGUCCACUGUAGACCUGCUGGGUGUCUGUGUCCUAUAAUGAGGCCUCGUGUGACGACUUCAGCUCCUUCUCAUGAAAUGAAAACUGCUGCUGCAGUAGAAAUGUCAUCAAUAACUGCCUCACAGGAUUUUUAUGAUUUAUUAAACAACAUAAAAAAGUU
Messenger RNA from Notolabrus celidotus (New Zealand spotty), 718 nucleotides. It is a transcript of the gene smim8, whose product is annotated as small integral membrane protein 8. The transcript has 2 exons. Lineage: Eukaryota; Metazoa; Chordata; Actinopteri; Labriformes; Labridae. The coding region runs from base 144 to 431 and encodes 95 amino acids. The record is from RefSeq and is a predicted model, not a curated record.